GAUUACAAUGAAGAGGGAAGUAGGAGCAGGGGAGGGCAGGUCGGAGUCAACGCGGGUGUGGGUGUGGCCUCCUGGCGGCUGCCAAAGUCUCGGGCUUCCAGGUUCUUCCAGUUUGCUCACGCCCUACCUGGGGCCUUAGGAGCUGUCUCCGCCCACCCCCACCCUCCGCAACCCCCAACCUGGGUGACUAAGCGAACUACCGUUCGAGAGUGCGUCCCGGACACCGGGCAGAGGCUCGUGUCGUCUGGGACAAAGAAGUCCGUCAGCAGAGGGAGCCGCCGGGACUGGGCCAGCCGCGUGGAGCGCCUGGGAGCAAGGAGAAGGAGCCAACGUGCGGAGAUGGAGGCGGUCAGCACCUGGGCGCUGCUGUUGGUGCUGCUGCUCCUGGUGAUACCGCUGAUGCUGUCCUGGACCCGGACCCCAGGCCACCUGCCCCCGGGGCCCGCGCCGCUGCCUCUGCUGGGGAACCUCCUGCAGCUCCGGCCCGGGGCGUUGUACUUGAAGCUCUUACAGCUGAGUAAGAAGUACGGACCAGUGUUCACUGUGCACCUGGGACCCUGGCGGCGUGUGGUGGUCCUGACUGGACACAAGGCUGUGCAGGAGGCCCUGGGAGGUCACGCUGAGGAAUUCAGUGGGCGGGGCAUGUUGGCGACGCUGGAUGGGACCUUUGACAGCCAUGGGGUUUUCUUCUCCAAUGGGGAGCGAUGGAAGCAGCUGAGGAAAUUCACCACCAUGGCUCUGCGGGACCUGGGCAUGGGGAAGCAAGAAGGCGAACAGCUGAUCCAGGCGGAGGUCCAGUGUCUGGUGGAGGCGUUCCAGGGGACAGAAGGACAACCAUUUGACCCCUCCCUGCUGCUGGCCCAGGCCACCUCCAAUGUCGCCUGCUCCCUCACCUUCGGCCUCCGUUUCCCGUACGACGACAAAGAGUUCCAGGCCGUGGUCCGGGCUGCUGCUGGCACCCUGCUGAGCAUCAGCUCCCCAUGGGGCCAGGCCUAUGAGAUGUUUUCUUGGCUCCUGUGGCCCCUUCCAGGCCCCCGCACACAGCUCCUCAGCCACUUGAGCACCCUGGCCUCCUUCGCUGUUGAGCAGGUGCAGCGGCACCGGGGGAGUCUGGACACCUCAGGCCCUGCACGUGAUGUGGUGGAUUCCUUCCUGCUGAAGAUGGCAAAGGAGGAACAAGACCCAAACACAGAAUUCACUGACAAGAACUUGCUGAUGACAGUCAUUUAUCUGCUGUUUGCUGGGACAGUGACAGUCAGUGCCACAGUCCGAUACACCCUCCUGCUUCUGCUGAAAUACCCUGAGGUCCAAGAGCGUGUGCGGGAGGAGCUGACAAAAGAGCUGGGGGCUGGCCGGGCACCAUGUCUCGGGGACCGAGCCCGCCUCGUACACGACGCGGUUCUGCAUGAGGCGCAACGGCUGCUGGCACUGGUGCCCAUGGGGAUACCCCGUGUCCUCACAAGGCCCACCUACUUCCGAGGGUACACCCUGCCCCAGGGCACUGAGGUGUUCCCUCUCUUGGGUUCUGUCCUUCAUGACCCGGAGGUCUUCAAGCAGCCAGAGGAGUUCAACCCAGGUCGAUUCCUGGAUGCAGAAGGAAGGUUCAAAAAACAGGAAGCGUUCCUGCCCUUCUCCUUAGGUAAGCGUGUCUGCCUUGGGGAGGGCCUGGCCCGAGCAGAGCUCUUCCUCCUGGUCACCGCCAUCCUGCAGGCCUUCUCCCUGGAGAGUCCAUGCCCACCAGGUGCCCUCAGCCUCCAGCCAGCUGUCAGUGGCCUUUUCAAUAUCCCUCCUGCCUUCCAGCUGCAAGUCCGGCCCCGCUGACCUCCACCCCACCCCAUAGUGUGGACCAGAUGAAGGAGAGGGCCUUGGGAGGUGGCAGCCUCAACUUUGGACAUGGACAUGGCUGUUUCCAGAGCCACAAGUCUACACCGCAGGCAGCUACAUUCACACACCUAUAGUUGUUUUCUAGAGUUGGUCAUACAGGUAUUCAGCCUACUUCUUCACAGGGCCACGCUCAUUGGUCCACGCAGCUGUCAGACACGCAGCCACACACAAGAAGGCCACAAGGCCACUCAAGCUUUCUACAGACAUCGUCUAUUGGAAUCACAACCACAUGCUCAGAUAACCUACUAACUCACACACAACACAACUCGCCUGGACUCGCAACCCACACGUGGGAGUUCAGCUGCCACCUUCACAAAGCCACCAAAACAGCCACUGUGUUCAGCACCCACACACCUUCGUCAGUCAUCAAACUUACCAGUGCCACCAUCUCUGGGAGCCUGGUGCAUAGAACAUGCCCCCUCCUGGGUCAUGUCACCUCCCAGAGAGACUGUCCCUGUCCUCAGCCCUCAAAUGACCACACCCUGUCCAGGCACAUGACCAUCACCAUCCACACACCCCCAACCACUAAGCCACUCAGCCAGCCCACGAGUGACGUUGUCCUAGCUCCUGACUAUCUUCCCACAGAGACACCCCACUCCCACUGAGUCAUAGCCUGCCUCUGCACCUUCAGCCCUCAAGGACACCCUUUUCCAAGUAUCCUAACUCCAAAUUCUUCCAAAUACAAAUACACCCCCAGUGUGCAGUUGUGCACACAGGCCUGGGAACCAAGUAAACUUGGACACACAAGGACCCUCAGAUCAGAGGAACCUUCCACGCACUCCAGCUUAUAUAACCGUGUUGAAAGCCUCCCUUGCCCCUUCUGCCCCCGCCCCCAAUGCACACAGUGACCCACCAGCCCUACUCAAAGUCCUAGUUAGACUCACUGGAAGGGGCUAGACAACCAAGUAGGGGCCAGAUUUCAACUCCUUAUGUCAGGGAAGAGGCCAGGUCUGCUGUCCUUGGACUGGAAGGUCCGUGUUUUGCAAUAAAAGUUUGUUUCUGGCCCCCGGUCCAGCCCCGUGGCAGGGCCGUGUGUGUGUGUGUGUGUGUGUGUGACAGUGUCCAUCAUUGUAAGGGGUGGGAAUGGAGGGUCCACCCCUCCCUCGAGGCUGGGCGGGAGCUGAAAAACAUGGCCCCCGCCCACCCUGGCUGUUGACAUCAGUACCAGAUGUGAGGUUGGGGGAGGGGGGCCUCUUCUGGACUCACUUCCGGUGAGGCAGAUGAGGGAGGGCUGGGGGGGGCAGGGAGAAGGUAACGGCAGAACUGCAUGCCUGUGGGUGGGGGUGCCUCUGCCAGAGAAGCCUGAAAGUGAUGUAUCCAAGCCCUGGGAACUCUCCCAAUCUGAAAGCAGAUGCUGAAAUACAAACCCUAACCCUACGCCCGCCUCUUCCACUAUCCUUUUUCUCCUGCCUUCUCUAAGAAAAGAAACGAGAAGCAUCUUUUUAUUUGUUAAUUAUCUAUUAAGGAAGCUUUUAAACAAAAGUAGAGAGACUAGUACAAUAAACCCCACUGGCCUCAUUUGGUAAUCAUCCCCUCUCUGCUAUUUUUAUACCGUUUUCUGCUAGUUUUAUUUCAUCCAUCACCCUUAUAAUUAUUUUUAAAUCAUUGAAUAUGCAUUUCUAAUAGUAAAGAACAUCCCCCCACAAAGUUUUAUUACGUGAAUUUUCAAACAUGCAGCAAAGUUGGGGGAAUUACACGAGGAAGCCACCCACUCUUCCGUGUGCCACUGCCUGGAUUUGGUUUGCUUUAGCACAUUUCUAUCCACCUGUCCAUCCAGCUAACUUUGUUAGGCGUUUCAAAGUAAAAUGCAGAUACCAGUUUAUCUGCCCCUGAAUGCUUCAUUCAGCAAUGCAUGUAUCAUUAAAGUCUUUUUUUCUAGUUUUCCACAAUAUUAUCCCUUUAUUUUAUUUUAUUUAUAUGUAUUUAUUUAUUUUGGCUUAAGUUCUAUAGAGGUAGCCCAGAACAGUGAUAUAGAGAAUUGAAAGAUGAGAGUAGGAUCAGAUCCUAACUUUGCCACUCUAAAGCUAAUCACCCCUUGACUUAGAGUAUAGCAUCUAAAAGACUAAAAUGUGAAAAAUUCUGGGACUCAAUCGGAACAAAAUACAAGCUAAGUCCGUGGGUUUGCUAUUAUUACGGAUUUUUUAUGCAUCAAUGUUGUGGACAAAAAAAGGGCCACAUACUAAACCUGACAAGUGUGGCGGGCCUUACAAACUCUGAGACUGAAAGUAACCACGCAGGAUGGUCUGGACAUAAAAAUUCCUAACUAAAAGGGACUCAUGGCGGGUAGUCCCAUCCUAGGCCUGUAGCCUCCUUGACAAACAUCAGUCUUUGCCUUAAGAAGCCUGUCUUUUUGCAUCUAACAUAACAAAGCUUUGAAAUGUCAGAGUAAUCUCUUUUUCCAGACCCCUGGGCACAAGCGCCAGCACCAGAGCGCGACAUCACAGAACCCCUCUUGUUAUCUUGUUCUCCGCAUACCAUCUCUGUGUACUACAAAUGUUAAUUCUUAACUAUCCUGUACUCGCCAAUGUAAAAGGAGUAUGUGUCUCUCCGUUUUACUUUUUAUACAAUCCCAGAGAUUUCCCUCUUUGCUUUCUCUCGUCCCCUUAAUCUACCACCAAUGGAUUCCAUGUAACCCUCCUUACGUCUCCUUUGAUUCUAAUGUCUAAAAGAAGCUGCAAAACUCCAUUCUCUGGAGUGUUUCUCAGUCCGUUGAGAUUUUGCUUCCCAGUGAUUGUCAGUUUGGCUCAAACUCUCAAAAGUUCUCUAGGGGUGGCUGAAUAGCUCAGUUGGUUAGAGCACAGUGCUCUUAACAAGGUUGCCGGUUCGAUCCCCGCAUGGGCCACUGUGAACUGUGCCCUCCACAACUAGAUUGAAACAACUACUUGAC
Messenger RNA from Rhinolophus ferrumequinum (greater horseshoe bat), 4771 nucleotides. Its product is annotated as cytochrome P450 2S1. The record is from RefSeq and is a predicted model, not a curated record. Lineage: Eukaryota; Metazoa; Chordata; Mammalia; Chiroptera; Rhinolophidae. Gene Ontology annotation, biological process: xenobiotic metabolic process. Gene Ontology annotation, molecular function: heme binding; iron ion binding; oxidoreductase activity, acting on paired donors, with incorporation or reduction of molecular oxygen, reduced flavin or flavoprotein as one donor, and incorporation of one atom of oxygen. Gene Ontology annotation, cellular component: cytoplasm; intracellular membrane-bounded organelle.